CGUACUUCCCAACAGCCUCCGCUGUGGGGAUGUAGCGGGCGCCCUUCAGCACAGACGGAAGAUGGCGUCUGCUACCCGGUUCAUCCAGACUCUGCGCAACUGGGCCUCUGGGCAAGACUUGCAGGCGAAGCUGCAGCUGCGCUACCAGGAGAUCGCCAAGAGAACUCAGCCUCCUCCCAGGCUCCCUGUGGGCCCCAGCCACAAGCUCUCCAACAAUUAUUACUGCACUCGUGACGGCCGCCGGGAAGCAAUGCCACCUUCGAUUGUCAUGUCUUCACAGAAGGCACUGGUGUCAGGCAAGCCAGCAGAGAGCUCAGCUUUGGCAGCCACUGAGAAGAAAGCAGUGACACCAGCUCCUCCCAUACAGAAGUGGGAGCUAUCCCAGGACCAGCCUUACCUGUGACACUGCUCUGGGCCACCUGUCUAUGCUCUCAGGUCCACUGAGUGCUUCUCCUCCUUGUCUUCCAUCCUGGGAGAAUAUGACCUAACUUAUGACAAAUAUAUUGUGCUCUCUAGUAUCA
This is a messenger RNA of Molossus molossus (Pallas's mastiff bat), 521 nucleotides long. It is a transcript of the gene NDUFA7, whose product is annotated as NADH:ubiquinone oxidoreductase subunit A7. The coding region runs from base 62 to 403 and encodes 113 amino acids. The record is from RefSeq and is a predicted model, not a curated record. The transcript is spliced from 4 exons. Gene Ontology annotation, biological process: ATP synthesis coupled electron transport; mitochondrial electron transport, NADH to ubiquinone. Gene Ontology annotation, cellular component: mitochondrial inner membrane. NCBI's taxonomy places the organism in Eukaryota, Metazoa, Chordata, Mammalia, Chiroptera, Molossidae.